Triticum dicoccoides is the source of this 1015-nucleotide messenger RNA. RefSeq lists its product as uncharacterized. The transcript has a single exon. The record is from RefSeq and is a predicted model, not a curated record. The coding region runs from base 1 to 894 and encodes 297 amino acids. Lineage: Eukaryota; Viridiplantae; Streptophyta; Magnoliopsida; Poales; Poaceae.
AUGCGGGACCUGUCCUGCUUCGGCGACGGCUCUGUCGCAGUCUCCGCCGCGUCGGCGGCCUCUGUCUCCGGCCGCGGCUGCGCGCUCGACCGCUCGCUGCAGGCGGCGACCACCAGCGUGUACAACGCGUCUCUGUCCUCCGGCAAGGGGAUCCUCAUCCGGGUCACGUGGAGCCGGAGCACCGCCGGAGCCCCGGGGCUAACCGUCGCCUUCGACAACGUGGUGUCGUCGUCGAGGAGCGCCACCCAGCAGCACGUGCUGCGGAAGAAACGCGGGAGCAGGUCCAUCGUCACCGAUUCCGGCACGGCCGUCGGCGUCCAUUGGGACGUCACGGGGGCCGAGUACUCCUCCUCCCCGGAGCCCUCCGGCGGCGACUACUACCUCGCGGUCGUCGCAGACGCCGAGCUCGCCCUCCUCCUCGGCGCGGGCGACCUAUCCCGCCGAUUCGCCUCCGGUCCUGCCGCCGCCACUGGGCACCUCGUGAGCCGGCGCGAGCAGCUGCGCUGCGCCGACGCCGAGGCCACGGCCGCGCACGCCACCCGGUGCAGGUUCCGCGAGGGCGGGGAGGAGCACGAGGUGGCGGUGCGCGCGUGCGGCGGCAGGGGCGGUGUGGAGGGGGAGGUGCGCGUCAGCAUCGACGGAGAGGAGGUGGCGGGGGUGCGGCGAGUUGGGUGGGGAUUCCGCGGCAACCGCGCGGUCCUGCUGGCCGACGGGGAGGUGGUUGACGUCAUGUGGGAUGUGCACGACUGGUGGUUCGGCCGCCGCGGCGGCGGCGCCGGGGCGCAGUUCAUGGUGAGGUCGAGGGCGGAGGAGGGGAGACUGUGGAUGGCCGACCAGCCGUCGGCAGCACCGCCCGGCGGCGUCUUCUUGCAUGUGCAGUGCUACCGGCGUUGAUGGUUGACUUCCUUGCAACAACCAUUUCAUUUCAUGAUUUUCUAUAUUGAGUUGCUCAUUCUGUCAAUGUACUUCGUCAAUGAAAUACAUGUAGAUAUUGUUCAUUACCAUAGCCAACACC